UGGUGGUUGUAGAGAACAGGCUUUGAACUGGUUCUACACCAACCGCGCUCUCAAGGAUAGAGGCCUAUUGGAGGAUGAGCGGCCGACACAAAAUGCGAAGAACAGGACUGAGGGGAGCUGUCCACUAGCACCACAGGGCUAACAGACGCGGAAACCUGUCCGUCUCGAUUGUAGUACGGCUUAAGAAGAUUUUCGUGACAGACCUUUUCUGAGAAGUCCACACCCAAAGGAUCAGAUCUAAUGUCAGACAGAUGAAUCGACGGCAGUGUAUCCUGUGAGAUAAAAGGCAGACCAUGUAUGCAGUUGUUACCUUGCAAGACUCAGAUGAGGUGAUGGUGGUUGCAUCAAAUUGGUUGAGCCUAGAAAAGAAACAAUGUUACUGGCCUCCAUUCAAAUCCACAGAGAAGUGCAUGGAAGCUGUUCAGAACAAACUAAAGCCUGAAACCGGAGGGAAACCAUGGGAGAAACUAAACAUUAGCUUUCACAGAGAAUAUGUCACUUUUGAGAAGGCAAAAGAGGGGCAAAAAGAAAUCAAAGAACAGAAAGAACGGACAUAUCUAUUAGCCACUGGAUUCCCUGGAAUACUAAAAAAACAAAGGCUUGAAAGCACUCAAGGAAUGUCAAAUAAUCAGCCAAAACCACUUCUUCCUGCAUCUACAUCCAGAAUGUCAGCUGAUGACAAAGCUGAAAUCAUCCGAAUGCUGAGAGACAUCAAGAGCACGGUUCAGGAAAACUCUGCCAUGUUAAAAAAACUACUAAAAGACAAUCCAGCUUCUGAAGCUCCCAGCAGUACAAGCGUGCCUUCAAAAGACAUUAAAGCAAACCUAAAACUGCCUCUUAGAAGCUUUGAAGAUGUGGCCAGGACUGAAAGGGAGCUCAGCACCGCAACAACACGGAACAAAUAUGUAAAAUAUUUGUCAAGGCUUGGAGGUAUUGGGAAAAAGGAUGUGAUUAAGAAUAUUAUGCAGCAAGUCCUAACAGACGAUCUGGCUAAGGAGUUCAACUGGCAGGGCAGAGGAGACAAAAGACCCUUUUCUCAGCUUAUUUUAACAGAUGUGAUCCGAGAUGCUGCAUUCAAACGAAGUGUAAACAAGAGUGACUGUGAAACUGAAAUCAAAAAAUAUCUGAGUUACACGGCUGAUCGACUCGGUCGGAAGAAACCAAGAGAACAUGGAGGUCCUGGGUAUGAGAUUCCAAAUGCGAUUUCUACCUCACUGAUGGACAACCAGCCAGAGACGGAAACAUCUUGGAACUUUUUGGAUUGAUGAGUUUUUGAUCAUCAGUCAUAUAUGAUGUAGACCCACUUAGACAUUAAACAUAUAUUUUGUGAGAUUUAUUUGACUUGGACAUUACUUAAUGAAUUGUCAUGUUUCCACCUUCAAAUUGUAAUACCUCUGUCAUACCCAUGUACAUGUUAUACAAAUUUUGUCCCCGUAAACCACAAAAACCAGUACACACACACACACACACACACAUUCCUAUCCAUUUCUGUAAAAUAACCCUUUUAUUUAUUUGUUUUACUUUUUUUAAUCAUGCAUAGUGAAACGGCUUGUGAGCUAUAUUUAUAUAGUCUCCAAAAAUAUCAUUUUCAGUUCUAGUGCCAAAAUAUUUGUAGGCAUAUAUGCUUCUGACUUCAGCUUGUUAUUGUUGACAGCAAUUAGAUAUAUUAAUGAAUUGAAUUGUAUUUUAUUUUUUGUAAGUGUUUGAAUGAACCAUACAUUUGAAUAAACCAUUAUACAUUGCAUCUUGGUUAAAAAAUAAAGUGACUCAACUCC
This is a messenger RNA of Onychostoma macrolepis, 1775 nucleotides long. RefSeq lists its product as uncharacterized. Lineage: Eukaryota; Metazoa; Chordata; Actinopteri; Cypriniformes; Cyprinidae. The record is from RefSeq and is a predicted model, not a curated record. The transcript is spliced from 11 exons. Bases 294 to 1265 code for a protein of 323 amino acids.